CUUUCGGAGCUCGUCCUCCUUCCCUGCGCCAACUGCCAGCGGUGUCACCGAGGCCGGGUUGCCGCCGGAGAGUGUCCGAGCCUCUUAACCCGAACGGUAUCGUAACGGGGCUUUAGGGGGCCGCCUCCCCCAGCUGACGACGGUUAAUACCGGUUUGGAUCCCACGCCUCGCUCUUUCCCGAUGUCGGACUUCAAGUUGGGGAUCGUACGGCUCGGCCGUGUGGCCGGGAAGACAAAAUACACACUGAUUGAUGAGCAGGACAUCCCUCUUGUGGAAAACUAUGCCUUUGAGGCACGCAUGGAGGUUGAUGCAGACGGUAAUGGCGCGAAGAUCUUUGCCUACGCUUUCGAUAUUGGCAAGGGUCGCUGGGCGGGAAGGCCGCUGCACGAGCUUCUCUGGGAGAAGCACCGAGGAGGCAUCGCCCCAAGUUUCCAAGUCAUUCACAUCAACUCUGUGACGGUUGACAACAGGCUAGACAAUCUGCGACUGGUCCCCGUGGGCUGGAGUCCCAAACCGGAAGAGAUUUCCAGCAAGCAAAGGGAGCAGUCACUGUACUGGCUGGCCAUCCAGCAGGUUCCGGCAGACCCGGUGGAGGAGCAGUACCUGGAGCUGAGUCGCACACGCUACUACAACGCCAAUGGCGAGCUGGUGGAGGAAGAGGAGUGCUCGUGCACGUACUACGAGUGCCAUUACCCGCCUUGUUCGCUCAUCGAGCGGCGGCUCCGGGAGUUCAACAUCUGCGGCCGCUGUCAGGUGGCUCGCUACUGUGGCUCGCAGUGCCAGCAGAGAGACUGGCCCGCCCACAAGAAGCAGUGUCGGGAGCGCAAGCGGGCACUGGCCCUGGAGUCGGAACCGGAGCGGUGAUCGGCAAAAAGGGAACGGGAGGGGCGGGGGGGGAGGAAUACAGCGUUUUGAUAUUCGGGUUGAGGGCGUGGGGAAGGCGAGAGACUGAAACCACAGAGACAAUGGCGCUCGCCUCACUGGUGGAUUGGAAGUAGGCGAUUAAUAGACAUCGGCAUACACUUCCACAACCGUAUAAUUCCCCUUGCUUCUCACAUGGACGACAGGGAAAGUUUUUUUGUUUUUGUUUGUGUUUUUGGGGGGUUGGUGACACCCUCUGAGCUCGACCUGCUGCUGCUAAUCGUUUCGCACGCGAGAGGUAACGACUUGUCAUGCCGACAAACUGGAUCACGCUCGGAUACGGACGCCAUCUUCUGUUCGGAUUGGAUCACACUAACAGUAUUUUGUGCGCGUGCGUUGUAUGUUCUGCCAAGGACUCAGUGUGUGUGUGUGUGUGUGUGUGUCUGUGUGCGCCCGCGCGCGCACAUAUCUUCCAAAAGGGGCCAUAUUCCAAUUUAAUUUUAUAUUCAGUCUAAUUAGACAUUUUCACUGUUUUGUAAUAAAGUAGCUGCCGAAUUGUGGCUUUUAUUUUCAUCAUUUGUUUUUGCAGACAGCGGUACAAAUUUCAACCAUUGAACUCACCUUUGUGUAUCUCUCCACUAUUUAUGAACAUCUCUGUUGAAUAUUUUUGAAGAAUAUGUUUGUAAAGCUGGGUGUUCCGAAAAAGUUGACAUCUGCGCGUCAUAGCAUAGUCUUUUUUUCUUUUUUUCCCCCAUGUUUUCAGACAACCAGAAAAAAAAAACAAAUUUAGCAAACAUCAGUCCACUUCCCUUGACUUAAGACUGCACAAGGCAAAAGUUUUAGGAAGCUCACUGGUACUUUUUUAUUGAUUUAAUGACAGUUAAACAUGACUUGGCCAAUUAUGCCGUUAGGCUAGUGAUGUGAAGUAAAUAUUACAAUUUCAACGAUACGUUCAAACUAUCGACUUGAGAACAGAUGUUCAGUAUGCACUCCUCCUGUGACAUGCCACGUCUUCCGUUUUGCGUUCCACUUUUUUUUUGUCUUUAAUUUUUGGGGGGUCUAAAUCUGCUGUCAGUUAAUUUUUUUGUUUGUUUUUUAUUGAAUUUCCUGUGAAUUGCUCACUGCACAUUCUGAUUCACGAAGGUCUUUUCAAUGCUAGUGAAUGUCAUUGAAGUUAAACGUUUUUGAACAUCUUUAAAUUCAGAUCAUUUGAGCGAGAAAUGCCUGUUAGUACACCACAAAAUGAUGUCGGAAUUUUUGGAACACCCUCCUUUAAAUUUUUUUGUUAUUAUUAAUAUAUAUAUUUUUGGGUUAUCUGAUUAAAAAGACAUUUUUUUUCUGUUUAUCUGAAACUAGCUUUGUGGAGAUUGAUGCUUUUCAAUGGAAAGUGACCGUUUGGUACUUUUGGCAUCGCUAAUUAAUGACAAGAAAACAAUACUCGAUUAAAAUGAUGACGGCACUGUUUUUCAUGACUUAAGUCCUUCCAUUGGUAUUGUUGCGUGUGUAUGUGUGUCUGUUUUUUUCGGGGAAGGGGAGGGGGGGGAAUUCUAUCAAUGGAGCUCUAUUUAUUUAAAGUAUUUGUGAAACUUUUUUUUUUGUGGUGGUGAUAUUUGAAGGCAAACUGAAGUGGACAGACAGUAUAGGACGGUUUUCAGCUUUUUCUUUACUUUGAAAUCGUGUUAGAGCGAGGCACUACUUAAUUGUUUUUUUUUUUCGCACCCCUUCCAGGUUUCCUCCACAAAAAAAAACACUGUUCACUGAAAUCUUCCACAACGUUGAAAAACUUGAACCCCCGCCCCUCCUGUUUGCUUUUGGAGAUUUUUUUUUUUUUUUUUUUACAAAGUGAACCACCUCCUCGUUUUGUUGUGUGUCGACUUUUUGACUUGCGCCUUCACCCACAAUGCACAUGCUUAGUAUGUCUUCUCUGAUGAGUCCAGACACUUGGAGCAUGUGUCCCACGUUGACAUGCGACUCAUUGAUUGUGUAUUUUGUAAGUGUGCGUGAACGGGUUUUCACCACUGCGUUAAAAGCCCGGUCCCUUGUUAGCGCGUUUGUCCUAGACAGGGUGUGAUUUCAACUAUCACCCUGCGCUCUUUUUUUUUUUUUUUU
Molecule: messenger RNA, 2971 nt
Organism: Hippocampus comes (tiger tail seahorse)
Lineage: Eukaryota; Metazoa; Chordata; Actinopteri; Syngnathiformes; Syngnathidae
Gene: zmynd19
Product: zinc finger, MYND-type containing 19
Exons: 6
Coding region: 182-865 (227 amino acids)
Cellular component (GO): cytoplasm; membrane; synapse
Source: RefSeq, a predicted model, not a curated record